AUUGUGGGGAGGGAGUUAUUAAUUUUCGUAAAUUUCGUCAAUCAGGAAAGACAAAACAAAACCCUUUCUCUUCCUUAUUUGUCUCUUUCUUUUCUGUGCAACAAAACCCCGCGCAACUAACUUCUCACUCACUCUUCAUUUGAUUACACUUCAUGAUGGAUCCUGAUGUUGUUGAAAUUCCUCCUCCACUUCACCAAAAACCUUCCAGAUUCAAAAAGCAGAAACAACAGAUCGUUUUCCAUGAUGUGAUUGACCUUGAAGGCGAUGACGAUUUAGUGGUACUUGGCGAAACAUCUCGUAAAAGUAAAAGAAAUAAGGGGAAGGCAGUGGAAACCAUUCACGGGGGUUAUGGUGAUCAUCAAGUUGUGCCCAGCUUCGGAAAAUCUGGAAUUCAAUCUUCUAAUGGUCAGCCUUUGGUAUCACAGAAUUUAAUCAAUGUUGGCGGCCAAAGUUCCAAUCCAUUGUUCGUUGAAGAUGACUACCUUUAUAAGUUUAAAGAUGAUUAUAUGGAUGAAGAUGAGUAUGCUUUAUUAUUACAGGCACAGUUUGAUAACGUGAAUCUACCUACUGGAAUUGAGACGCCGUUUACAUUGUUGCCAGAAUAUGGAUCUAAAAUGGGUAAUUCUAGUUUGCAAAUCAAAACGGAUAAUGUUGAUCGAUUUGGGCUUGACUUGAGUGCUAAGAAAGGAUCUAGCAGUAGCAGUUCAUUUCAUUCAAGUUUCGUUGGACAAAAUGGAUCAUUGUAUCCUCAGGGAAUAGAAUCCGGAAACCCUUGGUUGAAUAGUUCUUAUAAUUUUGAUCCGCCUUUUGAGCACGGGCAUGGCAAAUCUGCCACAUCCGGCCAUAAUGGAGCAUCUGUGGCUUCCCCUGGUUUGACGACAAUCACCGAUGAAACCAAAAAUGAAACUCUGAGGAAAUUUCAAAAUUUUAAGCAAUUUGACACUGUCGAUGAUGCUUCCGACCAUCACUUUGUUCACCAAAAUUCCUCUACCAAGCAAAAUCCAAAGAAUUGGGCAAAAAAAAUCCAGGGAGAGUGGAAGAUUUUGGAGAAGCAUUUGCCGGAUACAAUAUUCGUGAGAGUCUUCGAAUCAAGGAUGGAUCUCUUGAGGGCUGUGAUUAUUGGAGCAGAAGGGACUCCUUACCACGACGGUCUUUUCUUUUUCGAUGUUUUAUUUCCUAGUGGCUAUCCCAAUGUACCCCCGCAAGUCCACUAUCAUGCUGGAGGUCUUCGGCUUAACCCGAAUUUGUAUGGGAAUGGCAAUGUAUGUCUCAGUCUACUUAACACCUGGUCUGGCAGUAGGAAUGAGAAAUGGACUCCAGGUGUUUCAACAAUGCUACAGGUUCUAGUCUCCAUACAAGGUCUGAUCUUGAAUGCAAAGCCUUACUUUAAUGAACCUGGAUAUGCAAGUACGAGUGGCACACAAAAUGGUGAAGCGCAGUCCCUGAAGUAUAAUGAGAAUACAUUCAUUCUAUCAGUGAGGACAAUGAUGUAUACGAUGAAAAAGCCUCCAAAGAAUUUUGAAAACCUUGUUGUGGGACAUUUCUACAGCCGAGCACACGAUAUUCUGGCGUCAUGUAAAGCUUACAUGGAAGGUGUUCAGCUGGUUGGUUGUUUUGUGAAAGGUGGGGUUCGAGAUGUUAAGAAGCGUGGACGAAAAGGCUCAGAUAGAUUUAAGGCUGCUUUACUUGAAUGUGUCAAGCUUCUUGUCCAAGAUUUUGAAAAAAUUGGAGUUAAGGACUGUCAGAAAUUCAUGUCUCCAACUUCUCUGAAACAGACAACUCAGAAAACCUAUAUGAAACCGACUACUUCGAAACCAACUCCUCUAAAACCGGCUCCUCCGAAACCGCGUACCACUGGCGGUACCAAGUGGUUAAAUUUUUAAGUUCUCUAAUUCCUAUCAAUGAACCUUUUAUUUUUUUGAAAACCCAAUUGAGACUACUAAAGGCUUUAUUA
Messenger RNA from Trifolium pratense (red clover), 1954 nucleotides. RefSeq names its product putative ubiquitin-conjugating enzyme E2 38. Gene Ontology annotation, molecular function: ubiquitin conjugating enzyme activity. The coding region runs from base 153 to 1883 and encodes 576 amino acids. The transcript has 7 exons. Lineage: Eukaryota; Viridiplantae; Streptophyta; Magnoliopsida; Fabales; Fabaceae. The record is from RefSeq and is a predicted model, not a curated record.